Molecule: messenger RNA, 1346 nt
Organism: Nicotiana tabacum (common tobacco)
Lineage: Eukaryota; Viridiplantae; Streptophyta; Magnoliopsida; Solanales; Solanaceae
Product: wax ester synthase/diacylglycerol acyltransferase 6-like
Biological process (GO): triglyceride biosynthetic process
Cellular component (GO): plasma membrane
Molecular function (GO): diacylglycerol O-acyltransferase activity
Source: RefSeq, a predicted model, not a curated record
GUUAUUACUACUAGCUAAACGUUAUUGAGAACAAGUUCUCUACAUUAAUGGAGUCCAUAAGAUGGAGAAAACCGAGUCUGAAACCGAUUCAAACUAAGCCAAAAUUAGCCAUGGAAGCAGCUGAAGAAGAGCUAUUGAGUCCAUCAGCAAGGUUAUUUCACGAGCCCAACUUCAAUGUUCAUGUUAUAGCUAUAAUGGGCAGCAAAUCAAGAAUCAAUCCUCAAGUUAUUAAAGAGAAAUUGGUCCAUACUUUGCUUAAGCAUCCUCGUUUCUCCAGCCUGCAGGUGGUGGAUGAGAAAAAAAAUGGAGAGAUGAAAUGGGUCCGGACAAUGGUGGAUUUAGAUAAGCACAUUGUGGUACCACAAGUAGAUGAACAGAACCUGCAGGGAUCACCAGACAAAUUCGUGGAGAAUUAUAUUCAGAACCUUAGCAAAACCACACUUGACAAGUCGAAACCUCUCUGGGAUCUCCAUCUUCUCAACGUCAAAACAUCAGAUGCUGAGGCUGUUGCCGUAUUUCGAAUCCAUCAUUCACUCGGAGAUGGCACCUCUCUUAUUUCCCUUUUGCUCGCUUGUACUCGCCAAACUGCUCAUCCAGAUAAAAUUCCAACUAUUCCUGGAAAUAAGAAAAUGCCUAUCAAUUCUUCAGAGUAUACGACUAAAGGAUUAUGGCAAUAUUUUGCUAAAGUUUGGUCAUUUAUGAGAUUGUUUUGGAACACAAUAGUGGAUGUGUUGAUGUUUAUGGCCACGACUAUGUUUUUGAAGGACACAAGUACGCCAAUUAAGGGUAAGCCCGGUUCUGAGUUUAAUCCUAGGCGAUUUGUGUACAGGACAGUAAGUCUUGACGAUUUGAAGUUGGUGAAAAAUGCAUUGAAUAUGACAAUAAAUGAUGUCGCUCUGGGAGUGACACAAGCUGGUUUAUCUGUAUAUCUUAAUAGGAGAUUUGGUGAGGGCAGGAAAAACAAGGGAGUAACAGAGAAAAACAAUAAUCUUCCUAAGAACAUAAGACUCAGAUCAACUCUUCUUGUAAACUUAAGACCGUCAACUGGAAUUCAGGCCUUAGCUGAUAUGAUGGAGAAGGACACCGAGGCAAAGUGGGGGAAUUGGAUUGGCUUUGUUCUUCUACCCUUUAAAAUUGCAUUACGAGAUGACCCCUUAGAUUAUAUCAGAGAAGCUAAGGCAACCAUUGAUCGUAAGAAAAACUCUCUUGAAGCUAUCUACACAUUUUCCAUUUCAGAAUUAGCACUCAGAUUUUUUGGGAUAAAGACAUCAAGCUCAAUAUCGCACAGAAUUAUCACCAAUACAACAAUGUGUUUCUCCAAUUUGGUCGGUCCCCAAGAAGAAAUU